ACGAAACAAAGCAACAUAAAUCAGAGCUAAAUAUACAUAAUAUCUCGAUCGUUCGGAGCCGUCAGAUCAGAAUCUGAUCAUGGACAAGGUGAUGAGAAUGUCAUCAGAGAAAGGAGUUGUGAUCUUCACCAAAGACUCAUGCUGUCUUUGCUACGCCGUGCAGAUCCUUUUCCGUGACCUUAGGGUUCAGCCAACAAUCCAUGAGAUCGACAACGAUCCUGACUGCCGUGAGAUAGAGAAGGCCUUAGUCCGUCUUGGCUGCGCCAACGCAGUUCCUGCUGUUUUUGUCAGUGGUAAGCUUGUGGGUUCGACCAACGAAGUCAUGUCGCUUCACCUAAGUGGCUCUCUCGUUCCCUUGAUCAAGCCGUAUCAGUCAUUUCAUAACUAGAAAAUGAAUGGAUCCUUAAAAAAAGAAGAUAAAUUGGUAUGUUGAUUAGAUAGUAAAUAAUGAUGGAAAUAUUACACGUAAAUGUGUAUCAUGUUGUUAUCUAUAUAUAUAGCUAAUUUUUAUAUUUUGUUUUGCUGAUCAUGUCGAAAACAUUUAAUUAACUAGCUUUGUAUUUCCCAGCUUAAUCAAUCAGUGGAUGUACUGAUGUGUUAUCUAUUGUAAUGGAGAAAAUUAUAUAUCAUAUAUGUUAUAUUGCC
Eruca vesicaria subsp. sativa (arugula) is the source of this 645-nucleotide messenger RNA. NCBI's taxonomy places the organism in Eukaryota, Viridiplantae, Streptophyta, Magnoliopsida, Brassicales, Brassicaceae. The record is from the annotation of a GenBank genome assembly.